Messenger RNA from Pocillopora verrucosa, 1313 nucleotides. RefSeq names its product synaptic vesicle membrane protein VAT-1 homolog. Gene Ontology annotation, molecular function: oxidoreductase activity. NCBI's taxonomy places the organism in Eukaryota, Metazoa, Cnidaria, Anthozoa, Scleractinia, Pocilloporidae. The record is from RefSeq and is a predicted model, not a curated record. Gene Ontology annotation, cellular component: mitochondrion.
AUACUCUAACUUCAACAUAGUUAGUUCAUUUCACUGUAUUUUUUCCAGCGUCUUUAACCAUGAUUUCCAUCCCUUCUGCAGGUGGAUAUGAUAAGCUCGAAUACAAGGAGCUUUCAGAAGGUGAAUUUACCGAAGGUGCUAACAUCAAAACGAGCGAAGACUUCACAGAAGACGAUCUCGUUGUUGUGAAGACUUAUGCAAGCGGUGUGAACUACGCCGAUGUUUGCAUUCGCUGGGGCGUAUAUGAGUCAGCUAAGAAAUUUGUUGGAUGGCCGAUUACUCCUGGAUUUGAGUUCAGCGGAGAAGUCGAAAGCAAAGGCAAAAAUGUGACGAAGUUUGAAAUUGGUCAAAAAGUAUUCGGAGUGUCGCAAUUUGGAGCCUACUCCAAGCGGGUCAGAGUACCUGAGCAUCAGAUAUUUCCACUGCCGGAAAAUCUCGACAUGAACGAAGCAGCUGGCUUCAUUACCGUGGCUUUGACAGCCUGGUAUGGGUUAUUUGAACUUUCAAGACCCAGGGGUGGAAGCUGGUUACUCGUUCACUCUGCCGCUGGAGGGGUGGGUAGUAUGCUGGUUCAACUUGCAAAGAUCCAUGGUUGUCACGUGGUGGGCGUAGUUGGGGGAAGUCAUAAAGUGAACAUGGCCAAAGAAUUAGGUUGUGAUCAUGUGAUAGACAAAUCUAAAGAAAACAUUUGGGAAGCAUCCAAGGUCUAUGUUCCCAAAGGGUUCCAAGUUGUCUUUGAUGCCAAUGGAGUGGAGACUUUACAGGAGAGCUAUAAUCACUUGGCACCUGGUGGAAAAUUAGUUGUUUAUGGUUUUCAUACAAUGCUUCCCAGAUCCAGUGAUACUAGUUCUGGGAAUAUCAGUUUAUGGCAGUGGAUAAAAAUAGCAGUCAGCCUCUGGUACACUCCUAAAUUCGAUCCUGUGCAGAUGACUGAUGAAAAUAAAAGUAUCAUGGCAUUCAAUCUGAGCUUUCUCUUUGAUCGACGAGAUAUUUUGGAAGAGAGCAUGACGCAACUUCUAUACUGGGUAAAACAAGGCACCCUUAAAGUCAGCAAAGUGACUCCAUAUCCUCUGAAACAAGUGGCCAAAGCACAUAGUGAUUUGGAGUCAGGGAAAACUAUGGGCAAGCUUGUACUCACCAUGGAUGAAUGACAAGAAAAACAGAACUGCAUGAGAAGCUCCUGACAGUAUUAACUCUUGUCAAAAUAAAAAUUGUAAGCAAUUGUAAGGGAACACAAUUUUCACAGUAAGAUGGAACAGAUGAUCCAUGGCUAACUUAUUUGUCAGUCAAGAUGACUGAAUAAAAUUGUGACA